Dinoponera quadriceps is the source of this 3196-nucleotide messenger RNA. RefSeq lists its product as uncharacterized. Gene Ontology annotation, molecular function: RNA polymerase II cis-regulatory region sequence-specific DNA binding; DNA-binding transcription factor activity, RNA polymerase II-specific. The coding region runs from base 213 to 3077 and encodes 954 amino acids. Gene Ontology annotation, biological process: regulation of DNA-templated transcription. The transcript is spliced from 7 exons. The record is from RefSeq and is a predicted model, not a curated record. NCBI's taxonomy places the organism in Eukaryota, Metazoa, Arthropoda, Insecta, Hymenoptera, Formicidae.
UGCGAGAAAGUAAAGAAAGAGUGCCUGUAAUGAAUAGAUCCUUCGGUUGACAGUUGGAGGUUAGGAACGUAAGACUGUGCUAACUAUCGUAUUUAUCAUAACGAGAAACGUACGCUUUGCGUAUCUGAAUGCAUCUAUGAAGAAUUUCAAUUGAGAUCAAACUUUCUCGUGCCGAGAAAAUAAACAAAUCGAAGUUUAAUUCGUUCGACGAAAUGAAUACUUUAAAUAAUAUAAACACGCAAGAAACGAAUGCAGAGAUGAAACUGCAGAAGAAUGUUCGCCACAACACAGUGAAAAUUUUCAAGUGCUCCGAAUGCGGACUGACUUUCGAUCGUGCCUCGCAACUGGGCUAUCAUUACCGAAGUAUUCAUCUGGGUGAGAGAUCUCAAGUCUGUCAGAUAUGUGGCAAGGGUUUCUUCCGCAAAGCAGACUUGCGCACGCAUUUGAAUGUCCAUCUGGGCACAAAUUUCUGCAUCUGUGAGUUCUGUGGCAGGAAAUUCAAUCACAUCUCGAAUCUCAUAAGGCACUGCAGAGUCCACGCAGGGGUUAAGCCUUAUCUAUGCUCAAUUUGUGAAAGAAGGUUCACGCAGGUUUCUUCGUUAGUAAGACACAAGCAAAUCAUACACGGGAUACCAAAGGAAAGCAUGCGCCAGUAUUGCAGUUCUAGUCUUAUCAGCAAUAAAUCUCACGUCGCCAUGCAUGCAUCUAAGGAAAACGAGACGACGGAUAAUAAUAUUAAAGAUACAUAUCACGAGAAAGUAUGUACGGAAUUGAAAUGCCAGAAUGCUAAUAGGGAAACCAAUGCACAGAAGGAUAAGAUAUCCAGUCAACAUAAUAACGAUGUGAAUAGUACAGCUGUGACAACGUAUUUACCUUUCGAGACUGUCAUCUAUGUCACGUCUAAGCAGUUCGAAGAAGAUAAUUUAGCGGAGAUCGAGAAUCGGUUGUCGCAGGAUUACCUCGCCGGGAUCGAAGAGAAACUCCAGUCCAUCGACCUGUCGACGAGUAAGACCGCUGUCUCGAAUCCUCCGCAGUCGGAUACAGCCGGUAAUCAUGAGACGCAGACGCAAUCCAAAGACAGCGUAAUUUACCUGCAUCAGCUCGACAGGAACAGCUUCACCUUCCUGCCGCGAGACAGGGGGCCCGGUGACGUGGCGCGCGAGAUUCACAGCUUCAAGGAGGAGUCCGUCGCGAACGACGUCGGGAAGUCGCUGGGCAUAGGAGCGAACCUGCCGACGUGCGAUUCCGAUAAGUUCCUGCACAACAAACAGACGUGCAAGGAGAUCACCGGCGAGGACAGGAAGUGUUGCGACAAGACGUUGAACGACGACAACCAGCUGUACAUCGAGCUCUCCGAAUUGGGUCUGUUGAAGUUCGAUGAGUCCCGUUACUGCGGCAACGCGGACUUGGACGCGGUGAAGUCUCAACAUUCCACGAGUAUCGCUGCCGACGACGACGACGACGACGACGACCUAACGUACACCUCCGCGCAGAAUCAUCAGGGCAACUUGGCGCGCGACGAGGAGAAUUCGGCGGCGGGUCUGAGUAACCCGGGCAACGUAGCGUUGAACAACAACGAGGACCCGAUGGUGCAGACGGAGGCGGGCGAGCAGUUCUACGAGUUCAUCAGCAAUCUCGUGGAGAAGAUGCAGGAUUCCGCGAGCGGAGUGGUGGAGAAUCCGCAGGACAAGGCGGAGGGGCCGUCGUCGAGCAACGUCUUCAACGUCGGCCACUGUCCGCGAGAUUCGCGCGGCGUAACCGCCGAGAAGAACGAUCGAAAUGCGACGCAGCCGGCUCUCGAAGAUCUCGCCGACAUGAACAACGAAUUCAGCUACACGCAGUUCGACUUCCACCGGGACGAGAAGAGCUUCACCGUUCUGUGCGAGGCCGAGCGUUAUCAGCGAGAGAAGAGCUUGCAGGCGGCCUACGGUAGUCAUCCCGGCAACCUGGAGCUGCUGGAGAACGAGCCGCACGUGGACUUCGACAAGUACGUCGAGACGAACUUCGAGGUGUUCGAACGGCUGAACUACGAGAACUGCGGCGAGAAGUUCUUCGAGUUCGUCGAGGUCGCCGAUAUCGGCGUGGAGUCGUCGCAAGGGAGCAAGGAGCAGUCACCGAUGGUGUGCCUGACGGUGCAGAACGACGGCGAUCAGCUGCUGGAGCUGCUGCAGGAUUGCCAGAUCACCGAGCAGGAGCCGGACUUCGUCUCCACCGCGACGAGCAAGCUCGGCGAGGAUUGCUCGAAUGUUUUGUCGCGCGACAAAACCGUCGGCUGCACGACGGAGGAUAAGCCGGACUUCUUCACGCUGUACGUCGAGAGUAACGCGCCGUUGGAGGAGAAUCUGAGCAGCGGCGACGACGUUGCAGAUCCUUUGUACACGGAUCUGAUGGUCGACAACGACGGCGUAAGCGCGAGCGACGAGAAUUGCAAGUCGCAGGAGCCGAAGAGGCCGCCGGAGAAGUCGGACAGGCCGGAAAAGCCGAGGCCCUCGCCGAAGAAGUACCAAUGCUCCGUCUGCAAGAAAGCCUUCUCGACGGCUUACAACUACAAACAGCACAUCGGCAUACACUUCGCGGAUCAGCAGAAGUUCCACUGCAAGGAAUGCGGCGUGUCAUUCGCGUGGAAGUCCACGCUGAACAAACACAUGGCGAGCACCCACAGCUCGAACUGGCCGCCGAAAUUCGUCUGCGGCGUCUGCCCGAGGGCCUACAGCACCCUGUCGCAAGUGAACGAACACGUGAAGAGGGAUCACCUGAAGCAGCGCAACCACGUCUGCGAUUAUUGUGGCAAGUCCUUCUUCAAGAGCUUCGACCUGAAGACCCACAGUCGGACCCACACCAACGAACGUCCGUACGCCUGUCGGGUCUGCGGCAAGAGGUUCCACCAUCAGAGCCACAUCAUCCGUCACGAACGCACACACUCGGGCGAGAGACCGUACGUUUGUGUGGUCUGCCAGAAGGCCUUCAUACAGCCCGGCUCGCUGAAAGUGCACGAGCAGAAGCACCGGCAGCUCAAGAUGGAUAUCCUGAAUUACCAGAUCGACGAGGACGACCCCAUCGCGUUGAUGACGUUAUAAGAGAGCGUUAACAUGACCGUUACUGUAGUGUAAGAAAUAACAGCAGGUAUCUCGAUCGCUAUUUUAUCGCCACUGUUAUCGCCACGUUAUUUUUUUAACUAAAAUUGUUUGAGAGGUGA